Molecule: messenger RNA, 618 nt
Organism: Fusarium sp. VM40
Lineage: Eukaryota; Fungi; Ascomycota; Sordariomycetes; Hypocreales; Nectriaceae
Source: the annotation of a GenBank genome assembly
AUGUCUUCCCGAAAGAAGGUUCUUCUCAAGGUUAUCAUCCUGGGCGAUAGCGGUGUUGGCAAGACCAGCUUGAUGAACCAAUAUGUCAACAAGAAGUUCAGCGCAAGCUACAAGGCUACCAUCGGUGCCGAUUUCCUAACUCGAGAGGUUCUGGUUGAUGAUCGACAAGUUACUAUGCAGCUAUGGGACACGGCUGGCCAAGAACGAUUCCAAUCUCUCGGUGUUGCGUUCUACCGAGGCGCCGACUGCUGCGUGCUAGUCUACGAUGUCAACAAUGCGAAGAGUUUCGAGGCGCUCGACAGCUGGAGAGACGAGUUCCUCAUCCAGGCUUCUCCCCGGGACCCUCCCAACUUCCCUUUUGUUGUUCUUGGUAACAAGAUCGAUGUUGAGGAGAGCAAGCGAGUGAUUUCCAACAAGCGAGCCAUGACCUUCUGCCAGUCCAAGGGCGAUAUCCCUUACUUUGAGACAAGUGCCAAGGAAGCCAUCAACAUCGACCAGGCUUUUGAGGUGAUUGCCCGCAAUGCUCUGGCCCAAGAAGAGUCUGAGGAGUUCAGCGGCGAUUUCGAUGACCCGAUUAACAUCCACAUCGAGAACGACCGCGAUGGCUGCGCUUGUUAA